This is a messenger RNA of Thermothielavioides terrestris NRRL 8126, 590 nucleotides long. RefSeq lists its product as uncharacterized. The record is from RefSeq and is a predicted model, not a curated record. NCBI's taxonomy places the organism in Eukaryota, Fungi, Ascomycota, Sordariomycetes, Sordariales, Chaetomiaceae. The transcript has 2 exons. The coding region runs from base 192 to 389 and encodes 65 amino acids.
UCCAACGUAAUUUCUUGGGUUGGGCACGCCUUUCUUUCCAGUCGAUGACCCCCCCUCAAUUUCCACACCAUUGGGUCAAACGCGAUCAAAUUUGACAGCGACGUUGUGCUCAUCUAGGCGAACCUCAGAGCCUGUUUUUCCCCCCUUUGAUCCAACUGUAUUGCCGAACUGUAGCUCAGAGGGUGUAGAAAAUGGCCUGUAACGAGCUUGAUCGCGGGCAUCCUGGGCUUGCGGGCAUCCUCCUGGCCAACGUGGGCAUCUUCCUAGGCUUGCGGGCAUCCUCCUGGCCAACGCGGGCAUCUUCCUGGGUUCGCGGGCAUCCUGGCCAACGCGUGGGCAUCUUCCUAGGUUCGCAGGCAUCUUCAGCUUGCCAAUUCACCUCGAUUUGAUGGCGUUGUGGCCGUCGGCGCAAUUCGCCCUGCUUGUUGCGUGCCCUGAUCGGGUCAAAUCGCGAAUUUUGACCUCAGACCAGUAUGGGCUCAAAUUGCAAUGGGCGCUCUGAUUGGCUGUAGGCAGUGUAGUGGGGCAGUGUUGCAGGCUAAGCCGGUUUGAGGCCCGCGCAGUGAGCCAAUUCAGCCCAAUACUGGUCU